This is a messenger RNA of Anguilla rostrata (American eel), 2538 nucleotides long. It is a transcript of the gene dhrs7, whose product is annotated as dehydrogenase/reductase (SDR family) member 7. The record is from RefSeq and is a predicted model, not a curated record. Gene Ontology annotation, molecular function: oxidoreductase activity. The transcript has 8 exons. The coding region runs from base 735 to 1745 and encodes 336 amino acids. NCBI's taxonomy places the organism in Eukaryota, Metazoa, Chordata, Actinopteri, Anguilliformes, Anguillidae.
CACCAGCAAUGCGAAUUAUUUAUUGACAAUCGAUUUUCUAGAUAGCCUAAACAUUAUCUUCAGAUUGCUGUUAAGCAGACUUUGCUUACAUGAAUCACUUCUCCAUAUACUUCCCGAUGGUUUGCUGGCUAGCUAUGUAGAAUGACUGUUGUCUGAAAUAUAGAACCAGUAAGCUGGCUAGUCAUGUUAUUUCUUUCCGUCUAAAUCUGCAGUUAACUAAUCUAAAUUAUCCCACUCGACAAGUCUGUAGUUUGAAUUAUUACUGUUUCUGGUCGGGAUGGCGCGCAGAUUCUACGAUUGUAUAAUGUCUUAUUAUGAUAAGUCCCUGCCAUUUACAUUUUUUGUACAUUCUGGGCAGGUGUGACUGCAAACGAAUCUAUCGCUGUUACCAUCGCAGCAUUUCCGACACAAGCAAUGCCAGAGGCGCUGUCCUAAAAAAUUUCUUACCGAAAUAACAAUUGAUAGGGAAAUAACAUCAUAUAUGGAUGGCUCAGUAGGGAAGGUUGGAAUUGCACAAGUGAACCCAGUACACGUUCUUAUUUUUUGAAAAUAUGCUAUUGUAGUGUGCUUAUUAUGCUUUGUAGAGUCCACCAUGUCAAAGUUCCCUUCAGCGUAAAACUGGUUAUUAGUAUCAUAUGAUAUCAUGAAAGACACCCCUGAAACAACCCAUAAUAGAAUUCAGGGGAGAAUCCACAGUGAGGACAAAGGAAAACUGAAGACAGACCCGCCAUUCAAUGGAUUUAAGUGUGACGUCCUUGCUGUGCCUCGGCGCUUUGCUUUACGUCGUUGUGCAGCUGGUUCGUUUCGUCCGCGCGGAUGCUGAUUUCACCUUGCUAUGGGCUGUCGCCUUUGGAAACAAACCGGAGACUAAACUACGAGGGAAGGUGGUGUGGAUCACUGGGGCCUCCAGUGGUAUUGGGGAGGAGCUGGCCUAUCAACUGGCCAGACUGGGGGCUCGCCUGAUCUUGUCAGCCCGCCGAGAGAAGGAGCUGGACAGGGUGAAGCACUGCUGUUUGUCAUGCAGCACCUUGCUAGAAGAGGAUAUACUUGUUCUUCCUCUUGAUUUACUGGAAAGAGAUUCCCAUGAAGCGAAAAUGAAAACCGCCAUAGAGCACUUUGGCAAUAUUGAUGUCCUGAUCAACAAUGGAGGGCGCAGCCAGCGUUCCCUGUUCCUGGAAACCCGUUUGGAGGUUUACCAGGCGCUGAUGGAUCUCAACUACCUGGGCACAGUCUCACUCACCAAGCAGGUCCUGCCACACAUGACGCAGCGCGGGACUGGUGCCGUGGUGACGGUCAGCAGCGUGGUGGGUCUGGCGGGGGCGCCACUGGCCACUGGAUAUUCUGCUAGUAAACAUGCUUUGCAGGGUUUCUUCAACUCCCUGCGCACAGAGCUGACCGACUACCCUGGGAUCACCAUCAGCACAGUGUGUCCAGGGCCAGUGCAGUCUCAAAUCGUCCAUAAUGCAUUCACAGAGCAAGUAGACAAGCCCGUGUCUGCAGCCGGGGACCAGAUGCACAAGAUGCCAACCGCUCGAUGUGCCCAUCUCAUCUUGGUGGGCAUCGCCAAUCGGAUCAAAGAAAUGUGGAUCGCCAAACAGCCCUUUCUUGCAUUUUACUACGCGUGGCAGUAUGCACCCACCUUGGCUUGGUACUUAACAGACCUUCUGGGCAGAAAGAGAGUGCAAAACUUCAAGGCAGGACUGGAUGCAGACUCUGCUUACUUUUCAAAGCCAAAGACCUCCUGAAGUGUAUUUUCUGAAAAAUAAAUGAAAAAGACUAAUUUUUGCCCAAUCUGUUCCAUAAAUGUACAAUUCCCACCAGAUCUGUAAUACUUUCCUUUUCCUUGAAGUAAUGGUAAAUGGACUGCAUUUAUAUAGCGCUUUUAUCCAAAGCACUUUACAAUUGAUGCCUCUCAUUCACCAGAGCAGUUAGGGGUUAGGUGUCUUGCGCAAGGACACUUCAACACGCCCAGGGCGGGGAUCGAACUGGCAACCCUCCAACUGCCAGACAACUGCUCUUACCUCCUGAGCUAUGUCGCCCCAUUACCACUAUUACCUCCUGAGUUAAGUCAGGGUAAAAUAACAACCAACUUUCAAGGCUGAUUCCAUGUCACAGUUAAUGGAACGAGUGAAACAGCAGCUCUGCAAGUGUAAUGGAAGUGACUUUUUGUUCCCCCCUGCCUUCUCUCCGAUGAACAUUCAGCACUGGGCACACACGGGGAAAAAGGAGAGGGAUCAACAUGCUGGGGAUAAUGCAGCGCCUGACGUUGGCUCAUAUGGUCCCUCAUGCGGAGUUGGGAUGGGUUUAAGGGAAGGGAGAGCACUAAGAGGUUCUGAGUGGGCACAACCACAUUCUGUGGUAUUAGUGCCUGAGUGUUCGUUUCUAGGACCUCUCCAUUUCAGUGCAGCUGGGGUUUGUUUUACAGAUCUGCACCCGGGCAGCCGGGCUUUCAGCAAUUGCCCUACUGAAUGAUUCUGCUUGUCAAAACCGAAAUUAAAAGCAUUCUUCAUUAAAGAUGAAUUGUGACCAUGCAGUGAA